This is a messenger RNA of Cetraspora pellucida, 924 nucleotides long. Lineage: Eukaryota; Fungi; Glomeromycota; Glomeromycetes; Diversisporales; Gigasporaceae. The record is from the annotation of a GenBank genome assembly.
AUGGCUAGAAAUUGGUUAGAAGCAUUUGGGUUUGAAUAUUCAGAAGUCAGAAAAGGAAUGUAUAUGAAUGGGCAUGAGUAUGCAGAUGUAAUAGCUUAUUGUGAAAGGUUCUUAGAAAGAAUGGCUGAAUAUGAAACACAUAUGAUAGUUUUUUCUGGUGAAAAUAUGGAAAAAGAAACUCAACCAGCUUUUCAAGAUAUUAUACCAAAAGGGGAGCAACCACUUCGUAAAAAAGACCAAGGGUGGUCAGUUCAUGUUAGUGAAUUUCUCACUGAUGUUGAUGGACAUUUAAUCGCUUUUCCUAACCUGCCAUCAGAAGCUUGUGUUAUAACCUACCCAGGUAAAAAUGGUACAAAAGCCCUUUUUGUAUUUGACAAUGCAACUAGACAUUGUGCAUAUUCUGAAGAUGCUCUUGUGGCAAAAAAUAUGAAUUUAUCUUCUGGUGGCAAACAGCCAAAAAUGAGAAGUACCAUUUAUAGAGACAACAUUCCGCAAGAGAUGUGUUUUCCUAAAGAUUAUGAUGAUCCUGAUUUGUGUAGUUGUGAAGAAGGAAGAAUUGACUGUUGUGCUAAAACUACAAUGGCAAAUCAAUCUGAUUUUAGAGCACAAUGUAGAAAACUUGAAGAAGCAAUUAUUUUAAUAAGUUAUAAAGUUAUUUUUUAUCCAAAAUUCUAUUGUGAGUUAAAUUACAUAGAAAACUUUUGGGAGUUAGCAAAGCAAUAUGCACAAUGUUAUUGUAACUAUACUUGGGAAGGUUUGAAAAAAACUGUAUUACAAGCUCUUGAAUCAGUAUCUUUUACUGAGAUUAGACAAUAUGCUCAGAAGGCUUUUAGAUUUAUGGAUGUAUAUCGCAAAGGCUUAACUGGAAAAGUUGCAGAAUAUGCUGUAAAAAAAUAUUAUUCGCACUCCAUGUUUCAGAUAUGA